Molecule: messenger RNA, 5263 nt
Organism: Acanthoscelides obtectus
Lineage: Eukaryota; Metazoa; Arthropoda; Insecta; Coleoptera; Chrysomelidae
Source: the annotation of a GenBank genome assembly
GGCAGAACAGAAACACACUGGAAACUCACGUUGCCCGUACGUAGACAGACUGUGUAUAUGUUUCGUACAGAACGGUUUAGAACGAACGCUUCCGUGGUUCGCGGCGCGAUUUCGUCUGAUUUCGAGUGCUGUGCACGUCGAAGCGCGCGAUUUUCACCCCGCGACGGCGGCGAUCGAUUUUCCUUCCGUUGACGUUCACUGGGAUCGAGUCUACGUCUAGGUUAGGACAGAAAAUAGUGACCGCAGUUGCAUCGGCUGCACAACGUGCACGGUGCACCAACACGAUCGUAUCAUCAUGAGCCUCCUGGUGCGGCAUUGCUGUGAUUUCUUUCAUGUUGUCGGUGUCUAGUCGUUAAGCCGAAUGCGUGAGGGUACCGGCAUCCGGGGCAGCAGCAGCAGCAGCAGCAGCAGCACCGUCGUCAGGCGGUGAUCAUCCAUUUGAAGGGGCUUGACAAAGAUGAGUAACUCGUCGGUGUUGCUGGAGGCGCGGCCUUUCAGGCCCUUCCGUUCUAGCGAAGAAUAUCUGUACGCGAUGAAGGAAGAUCUGGCCGAAUGGUUGCACACCAUGUACCCGCAUCUACAAAUACAGGUGGACAACUUCAUGGAGAAGCUCGAAACGGGCGUUGCCCUUUGCGAGCAUGCGAACGCCGUACGGGCACAGGCUCACGAGUACGUGGCGAAGAAGCAGGCGAAGAAAGUGAUGACGAGGUCGGUGACAGGGUCGCUGGCCAUCGCCCAAGACCUCCACAGGAUACCGGAGGUCAAAUACUUCAAUACGGCCAAGCCGGGCACAUUUUUCGCUAGGGACAACGUGAGCAAUUUUAUUAAUUGGUGCAGAAAUGCUUUAAAAAUAAUAGAAUGUUUGUUGUUUGAGUCGGAUGACUUGAUCAUGAGGAAGAACGAGAAGCACGUCAUUUUGUGUUUGCUGGAAGUUGCCAGGAGAGGAGCCAAAUUUGGAAUGUUAGCUCCGAUGCUAGUGCAAAUGGAAAGACAGAUUGAUCGUGAAAUAGCGGCAGAUCAAAAGAAGAACGGCCUAAUAUACAAUGAGAACACCGAAAAUCAAACUAAAUUCGAUGGUGAUAGUGAUAGCGAAUUGGAAGACGAAGAAACUGUACUUAUGUACGGGCCUGUGCCACAAAUUGUGACAAACGACUUGAAGUGCCUUGACGAUAUGGUGAGAGAUUUGGUAGCACAAUGCACGUGUCCAACACAAUUCCCUAUGAUACGGGUCUCUGAUGGAAAAUAUAGGAUAGGCGAUACUAAAGUACUUAUUUUUGUUAGGAUUCUCCGCAAUCAUGUAAUGGUUCGAGUCGGCGGAGGAUGGGAUACAUUGGCUCAUUAUUUAGAUAAGCACGAUCCGUGCAGAUGCCGCAGUCAGCACAGAACGACGCAAGGUGCUAAAUUAGUUAGUAAGCAAGGAGCACAAGACUUACACGGAUCCCAUGUCUAUUAUAACAGAGUCCCUACGACGUGCGAUCAGGGGGUGAACAGCAGCAGCGGUAGCGGUGCAGGGCCGACGAUGGGGGCGGGGACGGCCUCGAACGGUAGUGCCCUUUUGGGUCCGCCCAUGCACAGCCUGAACAGAUCGCGGUCUCGUUCGCCGUCGCAAUUGUUGGCCUCCGCCUCCGCCCCUAGACGUUCUAUCAGUCCCGCGCCGUCCAAACAACCACACUUGUUGCAAGCGACCACCGAUCGACGGUCGCGCAGUCCGACGCCUAACUUCACUUCCACCUACACCGCCAAACUGGCUUCAUCGGCCCCCUGCUCCUCCAAACACACCCCAACGACCGUCCAUGCCUAUGCCGUCGCCAAUUCUACCCCUAAACCUGCUAAGACGAUCCCCCAGCAGCCUCAGCAACACGUCACCACCACCGGCUUGCUGCAAAUCGAUGUCGAUUCACAGGUGCUAAAAAGUGAGACGAGUCUUCAAGUGAAUGAUACCGAUCACAGUGACAGCACAUCAGAAAUGUCCGAUGAAGGAUAUCGAAGCCUAGGAAUUAUCCAGGAUAAAAACAAACAACCUCCGUCCCAGCAAAACUCCUUGGAUGCCACCGAAAAUGCAGCAGAGCAUCAGCAAAUAUAUACAGGGGACGAACUAAACGAUUACGGCUUGAGGAAAACUCAGUUUUCCCACAUCUACGAGGAUGACGGUACAACUGCAGGCGAUGAUAAACCAACAAACAAGCCCAAGUUAGAGGAAUGGCUGUACGAGCAACAGCAUUCUAAGGAAGUGUCACCGACGACAAAAACGCAGUCGGAACGAAGUACGAACGCAGGAGGGGGAGAUGGGGGAUGCGGGUCGACUGCUGCUGCUGCUGCUGCUGCUGCUGCCGGCACCGUCAAGAGAGCACACAGUAGCGUAGGGGUAGGGGGAGCAUUGCGCAGGAAACAAAGGUCUUUUUGCACGUCCAGCAUGCCGGCCAGAACUACGGAAACCACCGUUUCUGCAGCUGCUUCCAACAGAGUUCAGGCUGCUACGAAAAAAUCGACAGCAGGCACCGGCGGAUGCGACUCUAAAACAAACACCUGGAGCGGAAGGUUGAAAACCACCGUCAAUAGCAGUAGGCAUACUCUUACAUCCGAUACAUUCGUAUCGCCAUUUCAACGAAAUGCCACAAGUAGGAGAAGCGCUUCGGCUGUUCACUACAGCAGGAGAUCAUCAUCUGCAAAUUCGUCACCGACAAAAAGCCGAUUGAAACAGGAACUACUCCAGACUGUCAAGCAAAUCGACGAUGAAACUGCUAUUGUAGAACAGGUGCAAGAAUUAUUAAAACGUUACAAGAGCCUAAACACUUUGGACGAUAAAGAGUUCUCAUCGAGUAAUCCUCGGAAGCACGUCCCGGAAAUAUACAGUCCAAGGAAGGAUUCGAGGCCGGAAAAUCAUGUAUCGCGCAUACCAGCACCUUUAUUUCCAAGUAAAACAUAAGCAAAACGCCGCCGCUGCCGCCCCCAUACUACACCAAAUUUACGUAGACUAUACUGCUGCUGUGUAUACAAACAGUGGAUAUUUUUUAUAUUGGCUCAAAGAGCAACACGUUGACAUUCAGAUACUUUUAUCAUUAGAAAGUGUUCCUAGAACCGAGUGAUUGAUUUUUUAUCAAAAUCGAGUUUUAUAUUGUGAUCGUAUAAAUUAUCGUCCACAGGAGGAAACUAUCCCGAAAUGGUUUAGAACUACCAGUAGCCAAUCGCAAUGCGGCGCUGGAAUCACCUGACCCUAUUGCAGAACGGUUCGAGGACGCUUCUCCUUGUAGAAUCCGAAUAAGAUUAUAAAUAUAACGAUUCAAGAUUUUAUACAGUACAUAUAAUUAUUAACCAUUAUCGCAAGUUGUUGUAAUACAUCCAGUGGAAAAGUUCAGUUUUUGAUUUAAGAAAAAAAUACAAACUUAAUGAAAUAAAAUAUUUAUUACUGUCAACAUAUCCGUAAAUUCGGCGGGUUUUAUUUCUUAAAUAUCACGUUGCGCUCCAGUCCAACAUUCCAUUGUGACUAUUUAGCGUAUACAGUUGGCGCGUAAUUCAAAUUUGAAAUGUGAACUUUUCCGCUGGACACCCGGUAUUUCGCCCGUAUCAUUAAAACCGAGUAAAUCACUUCUGUAAUUCGUUAUGACAAUCGAAAUAUUCGAAUACGUGUUAAACAUUACGAAAUCAGUUCAUUAUAGAUAAGAGAAUAUCUAAUCGAAGAUAAAUAAUAUCAAGUAACGCAUGAUGAUCUUGCAAUUGUCAUGUAGAUUAUUCUUAUUGAAUAUCGUAGUUGCAUUUGUGGAUCCUCUAAAACGUGCAAUACUUUUGAUGCAAUAUUCGAUCAUGACUAGGGUCAUAUUUUUGCAUAUUGUUGUAACGAAAUCGAUAUCUUGUACUGACAUCACACAAGUGGAACAGGUGAGACGUUACCGUACGGACGCUAGUGUAUCUCGUACCUCGUACGUGUUUUAUUAUCAUAUUUUUAUUCCAAAUCCGUUGUCGGGUUAGGUAAUACUUCUGCAACCAUUCUUAUAACCUAGAAUAAAGUUAAGGCAGCCACCGCUUACAUUGAUUAGACCUGUCAUUUAUUUGAAUUUGAGGAUUUAUCCUGAAGAUUGACAUUAGCAGUUAUAGCAGAAUAAGUUAAUAAAUUGGGUACUUACAACAGUAAUGGUAUCUACAGUAUUUUAUUUAUCUUGCAGAGAAACGAUUGACUAUAUCUGAUUACUUGAAAGGUUUUUUGGGAAGUCGUAAUAUCCAAAACUCUUUCAUGGCAAUGGACCACUAAUUUUUUGUACGGGUCUUGUUGAAUAUGAUGUAACAGUCACAGCACACAAAAUUGCAGUUUAGCCGAUUACUCUGUACCUACAUUAUCUGAAUUAAUAUUUCACCAAUAGUUUUUUUCAAACGAUUCAUCAUUUGGGAACAUCGUAUGUAUAGACAUUCUAAAAAAAAUGGCGAUAUCUCACAAACCGUGUAUAAUCGGAUAAAAACAUACGUUAUAUGGUUUUUCUGUUUGAAAACGAUCUUCCGUAUCACCUCCUUCCGUUUGAUACACGACUCUCGGGACACCCUGUAUAUCUCGGCUAUGUCACAACAUUAUUAUCUGCAGUGUGUAUACACACGCGCUUUUCAGAAUUUCGGAUCAGAAAAGCUACAAAAUGAGGCAAGAAUGACUAACGAAAUUAUACGUGUCGCUUCAAGUUACAUUGACUAGAAAUCCAAUUAUUUGGUGGCAAUCUGAUAGCAGGGUCUGCAAAUCUGUCGGAAAUACAACCGGGACAUACUAAAAAUGUUGUUGCAUGUUGCUAGCUAUUCUAUUGCAACUGGGAUAAUGCAGUAAAAAUAUUGCCUGUUUAGAGACUCCAUUCUAUUGGACCUCGUUAGAGAUAGUUUUAUGUAGUAUAGAAAUCUAUAAUAUUUGACCUCUAGUAGUAUUUUUCAUACACAUUAACACAUUGUAGGAAUUGAUUUAUAUAUAUAUCUGCAGAAAGUUUUUACUAAGGGAUAUGCUAUUAUGCAACUAUAAAAGUGGAUAUAUACCCGUAUACGACCGCACAUUAUUUAUCGAAUAUGAUUUUCGCAAAUAUUAAUCACUUAUUAUGUAUCACAGAAUUUCUUCAGCCUGUUUACACUUAAUUGAAAACAUUCUUUAGGUAUUUGCCAGUGUUUAUACAGGGUUAUCCAAAUUAAGUGUCCACCAUUGGUAACUUUGUUAUUAGUAAAAAUACAAAGUUGUUUAAAUUAGCAAACUAGUAGCAUUUUUAACGCUGGUAAAAAUGAGAAAUAAAAAAAAACAAUUGAG